CAGAGCUGUGUGUGUGAUCACAGUUCCUCCGAUUUGUCUUCUGUAUUUGUUGGCUACUUCUGAUUUUUAUGUUUUAGUGUACUUUCAUUUGUAAUUUCAUCACCAUGUCGGUGGCGUUUGCUCCUCACAGGCAACGGAAGGGCGAUAUAACCCCCGCAGGAAUACAAAAGUUACUUGAUGAAAACAACCAGCUGAUCCAGUGUAUAAUGGACUUCCAGAGUAAAGGCAAAACAGCAGAGUGUUCACAGUAUCAACAGAUGCUGCACAGAAAUUUAGUGUAUUUGGCCACAAUAGCAGACUCCAAUCAGAACAUGCAGUCUCUCCUCCCUGCUCCACCUACUCAAAACAUGCCCAUGGGUCCUGGUGUCAUGAACCAAAGUGGACCUUCUCCUCAGCCCCCUCACGGUCACAACAUGCCCUCUGAAAGUAUGGUCAGCGGCGGCCCUCCAGCCCCUCAUAUGCAGAAUCAAAUGAAUGGACAGAUGCCUGGUCCUAAUCACAUGCCCAUUCAAGGUCCUGGUCCAGGCCCCAACCAGCCCCCAAACAUGUCCAGUGGCUCGAUGAAUAUGCCCCCCAGCAGCCACGGCUCCAUGGGUGGUUACAAUCACGCAGUUCCUUCCUCGCAGGGCAUACCAGCUCAGAGUCAAAUGAACAUGACCCAGGGCCAACCCAUGGCAAACUAUGGGCCUCGACCAAACAUGAACAUGCAGCCAAAUCAAGGCCCAAUGAUGCAUCAGCAGCCUCCAUCGCAGCAGUAUAAUAUGCCCCCUGGUGGUGGUGGACAACACUAUCAAGGACAACAGAACCCAAUGGGUAUGAUGGGACAGGUCAACCAAGGAAACCAUGUCAUGGGACAGAGGCCAAUGCCACCCUACAGACCCCCACAGCAAGGACCCCCCCAGCAGUACCCAGGGCAGGAAGACUACUAUGGCGACCAGUACAGUCACGCAGGACAGGGAGCCUCAGAAGGUAACGCGCAGUAUGGCCAACAACAGGAACCAUACCAGCAAGGCCCACCACAGCAGCAAGGCUAUCCACCACAACAACAGUACCCAGGACAACAAGGUUACCCACCACAGCAGCAAGGUUAUGGUCCCACCCAGACUGCUCCAGGACAGUAUCCUAACUAUCCUCAGGGGCAGGGGCAGCAGUAUGGGGCCUAUCGUCCUCCGCAGCCUGGACCCCCACAGGGCCAGCAGCAGCGCCCUUACGGUUAUGACCAGAAUAAGUUGCAUAUCCUGGAUACUUCACAAAUUGAUGGCCAGUAUGGAAAUUACCAGCAAUGAGAAAUGGUCACAGCUACCUUCACAGCUCUGCUCUGAUCUCUGUGCUUUGACCUCUGGUCCACUGCUAAGCAGACCUUAAUGAUGGUUUCA
This is a messenger RNA of Nematolebias whitei (Rio pearlfish), 1376 nucleotides long. It is a transcript of the gene ss18, whose product is annotated as SS18 subunit of BAF chromatin remodeling complex. Gene Ontology annotation, cellular component: nucleus. Bases 105 to 1286 code for a protein of 393 amino acids. The transcript is spliced from 11 exons. The record is from RefSeq and is a predicted model, not a curated record. Gene Ontology annotation, biological process: positive regulation of transcription by RNA polymerase II. Gene Ontology annotation, molecular function: transcription coactivator activity. Lineage: Eukaryota; Metazoa; Chordata; Actinopteri; Cyprinodontiformes; Rivulidae.